Molecule: messenger RNA, 5618 nt
Organism: Colias croceus (clouded yellow)
Lineage: Eukaryota; Metazoa; Arthropoda; Insecta; Lepidoptera; Pieridae
Exons: 8
Coding region: 199-4179 (1326 amino acids)
Molecular function (GO): RNA binding; lipopolysaccharide binding
Source: RefSeq, a predicted model, not a curated record
GCGAAGCUUGAUUCUGAAUACCUACUUUCUACAAAAGUGGUUUGAAAUAAAUUUGUUAUUUAUUAUUGUACAAUUGUGAAGAUUGUUCAAAAAACUUUUAAGUCUCAUAUUAUUUCGAAUAGUUAUUUUGAAUCACAUCAACACAUGAAUGCAGUCUAAAAUUAUUGUUUUAAAUGGAGGUUUUUCUGCAAUAACAAAAUGAACGACGGUGAUUGGAUUUGCAGCGAUCCGAAUUGUGGAAAUAUAAACUUUUCUCGACGAGUAUCUUGUUAUCGUUGUAAUAAAGAGCGCCCUAAUGGAGCAAAGCCUUCUAAAAGGAAACUUGGAACAGAAAUAGGAAAAUCAGCUGCAGAGAAAUCUCGCGGUUUAUUUAAUGCCGAUGAUUGGCAAUGUAAUAAAUGUGCAAAUGUCAACUGGGCCCGGCGCCCAACUUGUAAUGUUUGUAAUGCACCGAAAUUUGGUGAAGUUGAAGCGCGAACAGGGUAUGGUGGUGGUUACAAUGAGCGUGGAGUUGUAGAAUACCGUAAGAGGGAAGCAUCUUCUGACGACGAAUAUGAUGAAUUCGGAAGAAAGAAACGCAAGCGUAGAAGCGACAUUGCCGACUUUGCUGACACUGUUGGCAUCACUGAAGGACCUGUAUUCAAAAGUUUGCCACCGACAAAGCAGAUCAAGGAGCCAAUUUUGCCAGUACCCCCUGUCGUUAAAACACAGAAGACUAAUAAAGUUAAUGAACCUAAAAGUAGCAGUCUGAGUGAUGGUUCCGUCUGUGAAGUGUCUGUGGUUCCCAGGUUGUCAAUUCAAAAAAAUGCACGAAGUUACAGUUAUAAUAAACAGAAUAUAACACAUCCAUUACCCAAAUCUAAGGGAUUUCAAAGAAAACAUUAUUCAAGUAUAAGCGAUAGGGACCAGUCAGGAUCGUCAAGCCAUGAGGGCAAUGCCAUUAUGGAAAACAGAGUUUCAUCAACAAACAAUGAUAUUGUAUAUAAAUUCUCAGGUCCCACACCCUCUGAAGCAUUUGAAGUAACUUACACUAUUGAGCAACGAGUGGUAGCUGCUGCUCUUGCUAUUGUUCAUAAUAACUGUAAGAUUACAAGUACUAAAUUCGAGAGCAAGUUUGAUAAACCUGCCCCAGAUUUUAAGACAAUCUUUUGUUGGAGGCAAAGACUUAUGAGAACAGGUUGUCUUGUUGACAACCAUACUGAUAAAAGAAAAGAAUCCAUACAAAGGCCAUUGUAUGAUCAUAAAAACCAAGAAAAUAAAAAACAAAAAGCAGUUUCCUAUAAGUUACCUAACCCUGAUGAAAUUUAUAUAUCUUCAGAAAGUGAGCAUGAAGAACCUCCUUACCGUGAAACAAGUAAUAAGGCAGUGCCCUUUUUACAUAACAGGAGUGUUAGUGCUGAAACAUUACUAAUUGACAAUAUGGAUACGGUACGAAACAACACUGCUACUGGUUCUGUGAGUACUGUCGAUGGAAGAGAAGCAACAAGGAGCCAAUCAUCUUCAACACAUAAUCGUACAAGGUCAAGUUCAAGAGAUAGUCGGGAUUCAAACUAUCCUGAAUCAGAUGUUGAGCUUACUGAACAAAAAGAUUCUAAUAUAAGGCAUACUCCAGUUUCUUCAAAAAUUAGCAAACACACAGGUAGUGAUAGUGAUUCAGAGACAUUUUCUUAUAACAGUGAAGAUGUAGACUUUAGGUCGAGAGUUUAUGGUGAAACUAAAAAAAAUAGGAGACGAUUAAAAAGAAAUGUAACCUAUAAAAAUACAUAUGUACCUGACACUCGUCAACCUUUUCAAGGUUAUACUACACAGAAACCAAUUGAAAAAUCUCCUUUGGCUACUGGUAACAUAUAUACACCUAAUUUCCAUAAUAUGAAUUUAAAAACCCAAGUAAAUAGUUCAGGGGAUACAGAUGGUCUGUCAUCAGAAUAUGUACCCACAAUGAUGGCAGCCACAGCUAAAAAACAUUACCAGGAUUUUAAAAAUAAUGUAAAGAAAAAAGGGUUCUGGGCAAAAGGUAAUGGUUCUUUUGUAAAAAAUUCUCCCGCUGUAAUAUCUACACUGAAUUCAGUUGAUUAUUAUGCAAACUAUACAACAUUGCAACAAAAUAACUAUGCAACCAACAAUGACAAGAAUGAUGAUUUCACAAAAGAUGAAUUUGAUAAUAUAAUUCAUGAUAAGAACUAUGUCUUCUUUGGGGAGCCUUUAGGCUCAACACCCAACUCUCAAAAAGAAAUUUCUAAUAAUUCACGCGUUUUUGAUGUAGUCCAAUCAGAUUGUUUCAACAAAAGCAAAAAUAUUAUGGAUAUCUUUAGUACUCAAGAUGACAAUAUAGGAAGAAGUCCUGAGCCAGUCAGUGAUUUAGAUAAGUAUGAUAGUGUAAGAAAAAUGUAUGAAAAUUCAUGGAAUGAAGAUGAUGAUGAUCUCUAUAAAGAUUCUGAUACAGCAGAAUCAAAUAAUAAGGAUAUUAAUCAACCUGAUUCAAAUUCAGAAUUAAAACAAAACCAAAGCCCUACUUCAAAUAUGUUGUAUAAUGAGUCAGAAAAUGAAUUGACGAAUGAGAAAGGACUGAACAAGGAAAACAUUGAUAAACAUUGUGAUAAACUAUUGGACUUGUUAAAAGAUUUACAAAGCAAUGAUAAUAUUGCUCGUCCAAAAAGUAAAGAAAUAUCCAAUAAUUCUACUAGUCAGAUUAAUCAAGAGAACCAUAAUACUUUAGGUUAUCAUUCAGCACCUUCACUAUUCGAUAUUCCAUUGCCUGAGCCAAUAUCAACGGAAAUGUCUACUGAAAUACUUAAAAUUUCACAUGAAUCUCCUGAAAGUAUCUCAAAAAGCAAAAUUAAAAUUAUAAGUCCAUCAAAGAGGGUACAAAUAUUAGAAUCUGUCACAAUAAAGCCAAAAGAUCCUGAUUUUCCAGAAAAUUCUCCAAGAAACACUGAAGAAUUGAACAAAUUUCAGUCUUUUGAAAUGAAAAAUGAUGCAAAAGAAAUUAGAAAAACUCUUCAGAAUGAUGAUAAGAACGACAAGACAGAAGACGUCACCAAUACAGUUCCGCAACUAGAUUUAUCUAACAUACUUUCUAAUAUUAAUACAGAUACACUCUUAUUGGCUCUACAAAAUUUACAACAGAUGUCUCAGCCACAGAAUAAUCCACCAACAGAUAUAGUUGAAAAAAACAUUUCGGAAGGUGAAAAUAAUGUAGAGCAAUCAACGAAUGUUGAAACUAUAAAUUUGACAAAUGAUGAUUGGGAACUUGAAUCAAUCCGACAUGAUAGCAUAGAAAGGGAACUGCGGCAAUUAGAUGGCAACUCUGGUGACACACCUUUUCUAAGUGACAUCUUUGAUCCAGGCCCUGUUACAAUGCCCUUUAAUAUUGACAUAAAAUUUAACAACAACAAAAAUCCUGAUGAUAAAAGUAAAACUCAAAUACCACUUUUAAAUGAAAAUGCACCAGUAAUAGGCAAUUUUAAAAGCUUCGCGCUCCCCAAACCUGUCAUCUUAAAUAGGCUUAAAUUGACAGUUAAACAACCAGAUAGAAAUAAAAAAAGUGCCGAGGGAAAAAGAUCUAAACGCAAGAAAAAGCCCACAACCUCAGCUUCUCAAGAAGGCAAUGCGGUUGAAGAAGACGAAGAGGAAGAAUCGGGAGAUGAAGCUGAUCUAUCCAAAUAUGAUUUGUGGGGCAGUGACGACGAAAAAAAUAACCAAUCCAAAGCUGAAAACGACGAAGAUGAAAAAAAGUCAGAAAAUUCGAAACACUCGGCGGAACCAGUUAAUGAUAGGAAAUCGCCGGUAGAAAGAAGCAGAUCGAGAAGUUCCUCGUCGUCGUCGAGUUCGUCAUCCAGCUCAAGUUCUAGUCACAGUUCAACAAAUACAGAGACGCCGAAAAAUAAGUUCGACGACUUCAACCUGAACAGCGAGCGCGAGUCGCCGAACGGUUCGCCGAAGGGCCGCAAGUCGGGCACGCGCUCCCGCUCGCCGCGCUCGCGCUCCUCCAGCGCGCCCGCCAGGCGCAGGUCGCGCGAUAGCCGCUCCGCUGGCGAGAAUAGAACGUCUCGAGACAAGGAAUGGUCACGUGACCGCGACAGACGGGAUCGGUCUCGCGGAAGCCGGGAAAAGAAGGAGCGUCGGUACAGCCGCGAAGGUUCUGGAAAUCAUUAUGGCGGCCGCGGCAGACAUCGUUAAUACUUAUAUACUAAUUUUAACGGAAGGACUAAACAAACAACUAAAAUCAGCUUAGCGCUAAAACUUCCAAAACCAGAUGGAAUUUUCCACAUCCAGCAAGAUAUUAUCUUCUGACACUUAUGAUUCAAUAGAGCGAGAUAGAUAACACUGUGCAGCGUGUGAUAAGGGCGUAUAUUGGCGCUAGAGGGGGAUAGCUAUAUUGUUAACGCGAAGAGUAUGCCUAGCUUCGAUUUUUUUAUACUGAAAGAUAAAUCACAAAUACGUCAUGUUCUGUGUAAUAACAUGAAGUCAUGGAAAGGUAUUUCUGGUAAAAAAAAUAUAGUAGAUUGUCUUUUACUUAUGGGCUUUCUUAAAUAAUGGACUCGAAAGAAGUGGUUUACGCGAUGCCACGUUUGUGUCAAAACAUCAACGGUUAUUUUAUACUAUAACAUUCUUAUUCACCCGAAUACGAUAUAAAAAAUUAAUACUAAGAAUAAAAAUAUCUUACAAAACACAGAGAUUCUAAAAAUAUAUAUUCUGAAAUCUGUCGCUUUUUGCCACGUUUUUUUUCCACAUAAUAUUAAAGUAGAUAAAGUUAAAUUUAAUAACUCAAAAUGAUUUAACAAGUAAAUUUUUUCUAGUGCAAAUUUAAACAACAUUAGUGUAUAGCUAAUAUAUAUGCAUACAAUAUGAAAAAUAUGUAUGUACUUAGUUAUAUCUUAAAAAAUCAUCUUUUUCUAGUGAAUGAAUAUAAUUUUAUUUUUCACAGUAAUAAUAAUUUAUUAUAAGAGCAGGGAAUUUAAUGGUUGAAACUUGGAAGAUCUUGUACAGUAUUUAAUCGGAAAGAUAUUGUCCCCUAGUUGUUGCUAGAUCGUAUAAGUUUAGUGGGCUAAGAUAGGGGACAAGUUAUUAGGGAAAUAACCGCGUGGUUAAAUUCAAUGAAAAAAAAAAGUUUUUGUGCACAAUUUUCAAAUAAAGGAAAUUUAUCGUCGUAGCAUUGAAAUAAGUUCAUAAAUUUUCCCCUUAUUUUAGCUUAUUUUGUCCUCAGUCUUAGCCAUUUUAGUAAUAUACUAUUAAUAUGUUUGUAUUGUUUAUUGAUAUGUAUAUAACUCUGAAUAUUGUAGAACUAAGUUGGUAAAACUAUAGGAAUUUGAGUUUAUAUUUUUUACAUGCUUCUAUUAUUAUUAGAGCUUAGUUAUAUGCUUUCAGUCCCUCGCACUAUUAUUUUUAUAAUGCUAACAUGUGAUUUAUGCUCCUUAUAUAAUGUAAAUAUAUAAUAGGUUUAGUUUUAAGUAAUUUCAAUGUAUUUGUUUUACAUACAUGUAUACUUGCAUACAUACAUACAGGUAUACUUGCAAAAAGACGAUUGUGUUAUUUUCUGUUCCGAACAUUACCAUCUAAUAGGUUUUAAGUUGAAAAUGUAUGGUAAUUGAUUUACCAAUAAAUCAAAAUAAACCAGA